Stylophora pistillata is the source of this 918-nucleotide messenger RNA. RefSeq names its product BTB/POZ domain-containing protein 2-like. NCBI's taxonomy places the organism in Eukaryota, Metazoa, Cnidaria, Anthozoa, Scleractinia, Pocilloporidae. The record is from RefSeq and is a predicted model, not a curated record.
AUGGGCGAAAGUCUGUUGAAGCAGAAGGAGUACGAUUUACUUUCAGUGCACCAAGUGUUAGAGGCAAAGGCACAUCAGCAACAUCUGGUCAAUUUCCAGCUUUUAUUUUCAACUGAAAUGCCUACGCUUAGUUGUUAUCAAUAUCCUGAUUCAAGAGAAGUGCUGCGCGUGAAGGAAGUGGAACUGUUCAAAGCCGUUGAUCGCUGGGCCAUAAAGGAAGGGGAACGGCAGAGGAUUACGCCUGAUGGAAAUACGAAGAGACGACGAAUUCUUGGAGAGGAAAUCGUGAAAGCAAUUCGGUUUCCUUUAAUGUCACAAAAGGAGUUUGCUACUGUAGUUUACGACACUGCUAUUUUAUCUCAGAAGGAGACUGGCGACAUGAUUAAAUACUACAGCAAUGUCUUGAAAAGCCCUUUACCAUUUUUGCAGGGAGCAAGAAAGGAGUUUCCUAGAUUUCGAGUCAGCAGAUUUAACAAUUAUUCUGAGCCAUAUAUAAUUUGGAAAUACAAUGAGGGCUUACCUGACAUUGUUCACUUCUCCGUAAACAAGCCUAUUAAGUUACUUGGAGUUCAGCAUUUUGGUUCCCCUGGCGGAAGCAAAUACACAGUUUCUACUGAAGUCAAAAUUACAGCAACUAACUUUACCGUUGUCAAACGAUCAGGAACAUUCACUUCAGAAAAGGACGAGAACAACUGUUAUUACGGCUUUGAUGUUUUGUUUGAUAAACCGGUUUGCUUAGAAGCAAAUUACCAGUAUAAGCUAGAGUCACUUAUCAAGGGACCUGCGUCAUGGUAUGGAAGUUGUGGACGUGCCUGUGUUAGAGCAGAUGGCGUACAAUUCACUUUAAGCUCUAUAGAGAAUGAAGUUAAUCGCACUUCGGUAAAAUCAGGUCAAUUUCCAGCUUUUAUUUUCAACUGA